AUGCUCUGGGCACUCUGGCCAAGGUGGCUGGCAGGGAAGGGGCUGCCCCUUCUGGGGGCAGUGCUGCUGCGGAAGAGAGAGAAGAGGGGACUUCAGUGGAGGCAAUGGCGGCGGGAAACCCACCCAUACUAUGACCUCCAGGUGAAGGUGCUGAAGGCCAGAAAUAUCCAGGGCACAGAUCUGUUGUCCAAAGCUGACUGCUACGUGAAACUGUCCCUGCCCACUGCAUCCCCCAGCCCUGCCCAGACAAGGAUGGUGGCCAACUGCAGUGACCCUGAGUGGAACGAGAUCUUCCACUACCAGAUCCAUGAUGCUGUGAAGAACGUCCUGGAGCUCACCCUCUGUGAUAAGGACAUCCUGAGCAGUGACCAGCUCUCCCUGCUACUCUUUGACCUGAGGAGCCUCAAGCCUGGCCAACCCUACAGACACAUCUUCCCACUCAACCACCAGGAUUCACAGGAGCUGCAGGUGGAAUUUGUUCUGGAGAACAGCCAGAUGCCUGCGUCUGAAGUCAUCACCAACGGGGUCCUGGUGGCUCAGCCCUGUCUGAAAAUCCAGGGGACGCUCAGGGAAGACAAGACAGCCCCACAUGGAGAGUAUGGCUCUAGGCAGAUUCAGCUGACAGUGCCCGGGGCCUACGAGAAGCCACAGUCCUUGCCUCUGCAACCUACCAUGGAGGGAGGCCUCCCAGCUACCUUCACCUUUCAUGUGAACCCGGUGAUCAGCUCUAGGCUGGAUGUGGAGCUGGGGGAGAAGCUCACAGUCCUGCAAAGUGGUCCAAGUGCUGAGCUGGAGGCCCAGACCAGCAAGCUGGGUGAGGGGGGCAUCCUGCUCUCCUCUCUGGCCCAAGGCCAAGAGGAACAGCGCGUAGUGGCACUAGGGGAGGGCCUGGAGGUGAUUCUGAGUAUGAAGGCAGAAAUGAGCUCUGGAGACCUUGACCUGCGUCUUGGUUUUGGCCUGUGUGAUGGGGAACGAGAGUUUCUGGACAAGAGGAAGCAGAUCGUGUCCAAGGCCCUGCAGCAGGUGCUAGGAUUGAGCCAGGCUCCUGACAGUGGCCAGGUGCCUGUGGUGGCCGUGCUGGGGUCGGGAGGUGGAACCCGGGCCAUGUCUUCCCUGUACGGCAGCCUGGCAGGGCUGCAGGAACUUGGCCUCCUGGACACUGUGACCUACCUGAGUGGGGUCUCUGGGUCUACCUGGUGCAUCUCCACACUCUACAAGGACCCAGCCUGGUCCCAGGUGGCCUUGCAGGGCCCCAUUGAGCGUGCCCAGGCUCGGGUCUGCAGCAGUAAGAUAGGGGCAAUGUCCACGGAGCGCCUACAGUACUACGCCCAGGAACUGGGGAGCCUGGAAAGCCUUGGCCACAAAGUUUCCCUCAUCGACAUCUGGGGUCUCCUCAUUGAGUAUUUCCUCUACCAGGAGAAAAACCCUGCCAAGUUGUCUGACCAGCAGGAGGCCAUCAGCCAGGGCCAGAACCCUUACCCUAUCUACGCCAGCAUCAAUGUCCACACCAACAUCAGCGGGGAAGACUUUGCAGAGUGGUGUGAGUUCACCCCCCAUGAGGUCGGCUUCCCCAAGUAUGGGGCUUAUGUUCCCACCGAGCUCUUUGGCUCUGAGUUCUUCAUGGGGCGUCUGCUGCAGCCCCGACCUGAGCCCCGGAUCUGCUACCUCCAGGGUGUGUGGGGCAGCGCCUUCGCAGCCAGCGUGGAUGAGAUCUUCCUGAAGACUGCUGGCUCGGGCCUCAGCUUCCUAGACUGUUACAGAGGGAAUGUAAACAACACAGAUGACUGCCAGAAACUCCAGCUGCAUGAUCCUGCAUGUCUGCGGACCAGGCUCUUCACCCCCCAGGGGCCCUUCUCCCAGACCGUGCUGGACAUCUUCACCUCCCGCUUCACCUCUGCGGAGAACUUUAAUUUCACCAGGGGCCUCUGCCUACACAAAGACUAUGUGGCUGGCCGGGAGUUUGUGGCCUGGAAAGAUAUGCACCCUGAUGCCUUCCCCAAUCAGCUCACUCCCAUGCGGGAUUGCCUGUACCUGGUAGAUGGGGGCUUUGCCAUCAACUCUCCGUUCCCACUCAGCCUACUGCCCCAGAGAGCAGUGGACCUCAUUCUGUCCUUUGACUACUCCCUGGAGGCCCCUUUUGAGGUCUUACAGAUGACAGAGAAGUACUGCCUGGACCGAGGCAUCCCCUUCCCAAGUAUCGAGGUGCUCCCUGAGGACUUGGAGGAACCCCGUGAGUGCUACCUGUUUGCCAAGGCCAAGGACCCCCGCUCUCCCAUUGUACUGCACUUCCCCCUCGUCAACCGUACCUUCCGCACACACCUGGCCCCAGGUGUGGAGCGACAAACGGCUGAGGAGAAGGCCGACGGGGACUUUGUGGUCAAUGGAGCAGACACUCCGUAUGGCAUGAUGAACUUCACCUAUGAACCCAAGGAGUUUGAGCGGCUGGUGGCUCUGAGUCGAUACAAUGUUCUGAACAAUGUGGAGACCCUGAGGCAUGCGCUCCGGCUGGCUCUGGAGCGACAGUAG
Hyaena hyaena (striped hyena) is the source of this 2526-nucleotide messenger RNA. It is a transcript of the gene PLA2G4F, whose product is annotated as phospholipase A2 group IVF. Gene Ontology annotation, molecular function: calcium-dependent phospholipid binding; calcium ion binding. The coding region runs from base 1 to 2526 and encodes 841 amino acids. The transcript is spliced from 20 exons. Gene Ontology annotation, cellular component: cytosol. Lineage: Eukaryota; Metazoa; Chordata; Mammalia; Carnivora; Hyaenidae. Gene Ontology annotation, biological process: glycerophospholipid catabolic process. The record is from RefSeq and is a predicted model, not a curated record.